AUGACAACCAUAACACGUUUUGAUGGCAUUCAAGCAUAUGGAACAUUUACAAAGCAACAAGCAAUUGCUGUCUUGAAGAAAUCGCAUAAAAUCAGUGAGUUUAUCGUGAAGAAAGAAAAAAUAUUGGUAGAGUAUUUAUCAGCAAGUACAGAUGAGUUUAUUAAAGAUAUUUUAGAAGUUAUUAAAGAGGAAGUAAAUGUAGAUUUGGGGCAGAUAGCUUCCGUGAAGGAGCUUGAGCAAACCCUUAAAGCCAAUAAAUACAUACACAGUGUUGACAAUGUAUUGCCAGACCUUGAGCUAAAGGAAAGAACAGUUGGCUUCUUCGAGAGUCUAGGUGCAUAUAGGUUCAAGGAAGAAAUCAGAAUGUGCAAAAGUUUAUUCUAUGAAUCUUGUACGAAUUUUGUACUUUUGCCUUUUGGUGUCCUCAACUACAAAAUAAUAUCAUUGGCUAAGAUUCACAAAAGAAUUUUGAUCGAUCAAUCUGGCUGA
Messenger RNA from Phycomyces blakesleeanus NRRL 1555(-), 489 nucleotides. RefSeq lists its product as hypothetical. Lineage: Eukaryota; Fungi; Mucoromycota; Mucoromycetes; Mucorales; Phycomycetaceae. The coding region runs from base 1 to 489 and encodes 162 amino acids. The transcript is spliced from 2 exons. The record is from RefSeq and is a predicted model, not a curated record.